AUGAUUAGAAAUAUUGUGGGAGAAACCGGAACAUGGAGAAUAAAAAUAAAACCAAUUUAUCAAUGGAAAACAUAUGAACAGAAUGGUGAAGUGAACGGAAUCCAUACAAUUCUUAUUGAUGAAGAGGGUACUAGAAUUCAAGCUAUUAUCUCAAAGUAUGUAUUAUCUGCUCAUCAAGAUAAAAUCAAGGAGGGAGAACAUUACUAUAUCACAAGAAACUGCAAUGACAUAACAAUUCCAGCAGACCAAUUUAAUUUUGCCAAUUUCAAUGACAUACUUGCUUUGAAAUAUGACACGACAGUAUUGACAGACAUAAUUGAAGAAGUAACUGCAUAUAGUAAUGUAAAUGAUGGUUUCAAAUUAUCAAUCAACCUUGAAUUGAUAGAUGAGGAGUUUUGGGAACAAUAUGCAGAGGAAAUUUAUAGUUACCUAUCCAAACCAGAGAAUAAUAAAUCUUUUGUGAUUAUUAUUCAAUAUGCAAAAGUCAAAUUAUGGAGAGGUACGACAUCAUUGACCAAUUCAAUGUUCAUAACGCGACUCACCAUUGAACCUGAUAUUCAUGAAGUGCACGAAUUUAAAAACAGAAGGAAACUCAACGACGGUUUAAUAAUUCAACGGUCAUUGCUUGAUGAGUCUAAUCACAGUUUAAAAUCAUCAGAAUUAAUAUUUCUUCAUAAUCAUGAGGCUGUGCAAUUGAAGGAUAUAGUGCUGCUGCAAAAGUCUUAUUCAUCAUGUUACAAAUGCUUUGAUGCUGUUCAAAAAGAGUCAGAUGGUUCCAUGAGUUGUCUUACAUGCAAAGUACCUAUUCUAAUUGUUUGGCCAAGGUACAAGAUUUUUGUGCGUGUUUCGGAUGGUGUUGGGCAAUUCACUUUUGUUCUUUUUGAUUCACAAGUUAAGAAAGAAUUACAAGUUACUGCUAAAGAGUUAAUUGAUACUGAGACGUUUCCAGAGGAGUUGAAAAACUCAUCAAUAAAAUGUAUUUGUUUGUGUUUAAAGUUAACAAAUACUUUAACAUAG
This is a messenger RNA of Amaranthus tricolor (Joseph's coat), 1017 nucleotides long. RefSeq lists its product as uncharacterized. NCBI's taxonomy places the organism in Eukaryota, Viridiplantae, Streptophyta, Magnoliopsida, Caryophyllales, Amaranthaceae. The record is from RefSeq and is a predicted model, not a curated record. The coding region runs from base 1 to 1017 and encodes 338 amino acids. The transcript has 9 exons.